Messenger RNA from Ascoidea rubescens DSM 1968, 210 nucleotides. RefSeq lists its product as uncharacterized. The record is from RefSeq and is a predicted model, not a curated record. The transcript has a single exon. Bases 1 to 210 code for a protein of 69 amino acids. Lineage: Eukaryota; Fungi; Ascomycota; Saccharomycetes; Ascoideales; Ascoideaceae.
AUGGUUCCUCCAGCAGAUACCCAUUAUCAUUCGAUUGUUUUCCUCAAGGCUUUUGCUGCCAACACUCCCCAAUCUAAAAGUGCCAUUAAGAUUUUGCUCAAACUCAUAUAUAUGUUUAAGCUCUUGUUGGGGUCUAGUUUGAUUGGCUGCUUCUCUCAAUUAAACUUGGUCCAGCAGCCUAAAGUUCAUCCUUUGGAUCAAGUCCACUAA